Molecule: messenger RNA, 564 nt
Organism: Pseudocercospora fijiensis CIRAD86
Lineage: Eukaryota; Fungi; Ascomycota; Dothideomycetes; Mycosphaerellales; Mycosphaerellaceae
Exons: 2
Coding region: 1-564 (187 amino acids)
Biological process (GO): translation
Cellular component (GO): ribosome
Molecular function (GO): structural constituent of ribosome
Source: RefSeq, a predicted model, not a curated record
AUGUCUCUCGCUCCUCCGCUCGCCGCGCGACGAUGCGCUCAAUGUCUUCGAUCGAGCCAAGCCAACGCCUUCCGAUACGCAGCUUCUACAGCACCACAGCGAAGACAGCAGAGAAGAUGGCAAUCGACAGAAGCCGCAGCAGCAGCAUCGAAUCCCAAGAUUGCUGGCAUCGUAGAUCAGAUUAGCCAAUUGACGUUAUUGGAAACUGCAGAUUUGGUAUCAACGCUAAAGUCACGGUUAAACAUCCCGGAUAUGCCAGUUGGAGGAUUUGCCGCAGGACCGGCAGCAGCGGCCGCACCGGCAGCCGCAGUGGAGGAGCCAGAGGAAGCAGCGCCCAAGCAGGAAGAGAAGACAUUGUUCAACUUGAAGCUGGAAUCGUUUGAGACAGCGGCAAAGGCAAAGGUCAUCAAGGAGGUGAAGGCGAUGCUAGGACUAUCAUUGAUAGACAGCAAGAAGUUCGUGGAGUCAGCACCGAAGCUGAUGAAGGAGGCUGUGCCGAAAGAGGAAGCCGAAAAGAUCAUUGAGACAUUGAAGGGCUUGGGUGCUGUAGUCAAGAUGGAGUAA